This is a messenger RNA of Spirodela intermedia, 372 nucleotides long. The record is from the annotation of a GenBank genome assembly. Lineage: Eukaryota; Viridiplantae; Streptophyta; Magnoliopsida; Alismatales; Araceae.
AUGCCGGCGGCGCAGGGCUUCUGCGUGUUGCUCAUCCUCUUGGGUCUUAUCGUCUUCUUCCUCUGGCUUGUUCUCCGCCCCUUGGAGCCCACCUACACCGUUAUCGAGUUCUCGGUGAACGGCGGCGCCGCCAAUCCCAACGCAACGACGCUGCGGCUCCACACGGUCAACGAGGCGGCGUCUCAUUACGUGGGGGAGCAGAGAGAGGCCGCCGCCGCCGUGACGAAGGUAAGGGAGCAGGUGUGGCUAUGGCGGAGCGGUGGUUGUGGGGUUGACCUGGAGGCGGUGGCGAUCGAAGGGGGCGUCGACGGACGGUACAAGAAGAAGGGGAAGUUGCACCGGGUUUACCGGAGAUGGCGACUGCGCUUCUGA